This is a messenger RNA of Ictidomys tridecemlineatus (thirteen-lined ground squirrel), 1143 nucleotides long. NCBI's taxonomy places the organism in Eukaryota, Metazoa, Chordata, Mammalia, Rodentia, Sciuridae. The record is from RefSeq and is a predicted model, not a curated record.
AUGCACGGCGCCCUUGAUCUCGUGGAAGGUUCUGGAAGGUGCUCUGGCCGAGUGGAGGUGUACUUCGAAGGCUUGUGGGGCACGGUGUGCGAUGACCUGUGGGAUGAGAAGGCAGCGCAGGUGGUGUGCCAGCAGCUGGGCUGCGGGACAGCCGUCUCCGCCCCUGGAGGGGCCUACUUCGGCCAGGGCUCUGGCCCCAUUCUUCUGGACGAUGUGCAGUGUUCUGGGACCGAGGCCCACCUGGGGCAGUGCUCCCAUGCCGGCUGGUUUACCCACAACUGUGGGCACGGGGAGGACACUGGUGUCAUCUGCUCCGCCCCCAUUGAGGCACAAUUUGGUGAAGGCAAAGGCGAGUUUCUGCUGGAUGAUGUGGACUGUAGUGGAAAAGAGAGUUUUCUGGGACAGUGUCCACAUGCUGGCUGGCAUCUGCAUAACUGUGGCCCUGGAGAAGACGCCAGUGUCAUCUGCACAGUUCUACCUGUUGCCCUCUCAACAAAGCUUCCUCCUAUCACUGCUGCAAGUCCAACAUCACCAGCUCUGUCAACCGCCACUGUCCCAGAAGAUGUGGACCACCCAGCCACGUCAUCAGUUCUACCUGUGGUCGACCCAGCCCCUGCUGAUCGCAGAGCCAAUAUACCAGCGCUAGGUCCCCCAGAAGACUGGCCUAAGCUGAGGCUGGUUAACGGCACAGGAAGAUGCUCUGGACGGGUAGAGGUUUCCUACCAGGGCACCUGGGGGACGGUCUGUGACGAAGGCUGGGGCUUGCCGGAAGCGCAGGUGGUGUGCAGACAGCUUGGGUGCGGCCAGGCCGUAUCUGCCCCUCUCGGCUCCCAUUUUGGCCCAGGCUUUGGAAAGAUCCUGCUGGACAAUGUGCGCUGCGUUGGCACGGAGAGCCGCCUGGCCCAGUGCACCCACAACAGCUGGUUCACGCACGACUGUGGCCAUGAGAAGGACGCCGGGGCCAUCUGCUCUGACGCAGAAUUAGCACCGUCAUCGUCUUCAUCACCGCCCUCCUCCUCACUGUCCUCACCGCCACGGUCAUCAUCCUCGUCUUCACCAUCGCUGUCCUCACCUCCACAGUCAUCGUCCUCAGCUUCACCAUCGCUGUCCUCACCGCCACAGUCAUCGUCCUCAUCUUCACCA